AUGGCAAUGACCACCCACACCCAAGUGACUGAAUUCAUACUUUCAGGGUUAACAGAUCAAGCUGAGCUGCAGGCUCCCCUCUUCAUGUUGCUCCUAGCUAUGUACACUAUAACUGUUAUAGGAAAUCUCAGUAUAUUCUUCCUGAUAACUGUGGAUUCCCACCUGCACACUCCUAUGUACUUUUUCCUGGCUAGCUUGUCCUUCUUGGAUAUUUGCUACUCUCCAGUCAUCUUCCCCAAGAUGCUACAGAACAUCCUGUCUGAGAACAAGGCCAUUUCGUACAAUGGUUGUGCAGCACAAAUGCUCUUCUUUGGAGCCUUAGACAAUGAGUGUUUCCUGCUGGCAGUGAUGGCAUAUGAUUGCUAUGUAGCCAUCUGUAGCCCCCUGCUCUAUACAACCAUCAUGUCCUGCCAAGUCUGUGUCCAGCUAGUGUCUGCUUCUUACCUAGCAGGCUUCAUUCACUCUGCAAUACACACAGGUUUCACCUUUACUUUGUUGUUCUGUGGGCCCAAUGAAAUCAAUCAUUUCUUCUGUGACAUCCCUCCACUAAUAAAACUUUCCUGCUCUGAUACUCAUGUCAAUGAGAUGGUUAUGUUUGUAGCCACAUUACUUAUUUCAGGGGGCUCCAGCCUAACUAUCCUUGUCUCUUACGGAUACAUCCUGGCCACCAUUCUGAGGAUUCACUCAGCUGAAGGUAGACGCAAAGCCUUCUCCACCUGCACCUCCCACCUGACUUCAGUUUCUAUAUUUUAUGGUAGUAUUCUUUGCAUGCAUCUACAGCCUGCUUCUGGCUACUCCCUGGAGCAAGACCAUCUGGCUUCUGUGUUCUAUACUCUGGUGAUCCCCAUGCUGAACCCCCUGAUCUACAGCCUAAGAAACAAGGAUGUGAAAGAUGCCAUAAAGAGAGUAAUUAGAAACAGAAUUUACUGA
Molecule: messenger RNA, 930 nt
Organism: Alligator sinensis (Chinese alligator)
Lineage: Eukaryota; Metazoa; Chordata; Crocodylia; Alligatoridae
Product: olfactory receptor 1020-like
Biological process (GO): sensory perception of smell; G protein-coupled receptor signaling pathway
Cellular component (GO): membrane
Molecular function (GO): G protein-coupled receptor activity; odorant binding; olfactory receptor activity
Source: RefSeq, a predicted model, not a curated record